UUUAAACACUGUUUUCCUCUGUCAUCUCUCAUUCUUCUAGUGCUAUGCUAUCCCCUUAAUUUGUUUCUUUACUCGUUCCCUAGCAUCAUCCCACUUUUCAUGUUAAUGAUUAAGAGUUAGAGUUUCAACAGUUGCCGCUUGUCAUUUUGGUGUUCGAUAAUGGAUGAUCCAGGUGAAGAAAAUGUGUUCAGGAGGUGCAAUAGAAGAUCAUCAACCGGUUGGAGGUGCAAGGAGGGGGCUAUGAGUGGAAGAAAUCACUGUGAGAGGCAUUAUCUGUACAUGCAACAGAGAACCAAGAGUGGGAAGAAGAGAAAUGCUUCUGGGGGUGUUGGUGUGCGCCAGAAAAGAAGAAUGAAACAAAGAAAAAACCCUGAAGGCGAAUUGGAAAAUGGGGUUGUGGGUGAUGGGGGUAAAGAGUUGUUUGAUGAUCACAAUGGUGGUCCCCAUGUUGAUGAAGGGCAUAAUGAUGGGGUGAAUCUUGGUUUAGGUUUUGAGAGUUUUGACCUUUGGGGUGAAGGAGGGGGUCAGCACGUUAACCUGGGUGAUUUUGGGGGAGGGUUUGGGAAUUUGAGUCAGGUUGAAGGGCAGGUUCUAGGUGAGCCAUGGAGCAAUGGAAGUACUGGUGGGGUUUUUGAUGCUGUUCAGGGAGGCCAUGCAAGUGCGGGUGGUGUACAUAUUUGUGAAAAUGACUUUCUGGACCUUUCUUCUGAAGAUCUACAAGGGCUAAUGGUUGAAGCUGAUUUUGGUAGUCUAUAUGAUCAGGGUUUUCAAGCUCUUCUUUGUCAAGGUGGGGGCUGUGAGGAAGAUGUGAUUUUCGUUGGCUCUGAUAGAGCCAUGCCCAACUUUUCAGCUCCUGUUGGCCCGGGGUUGAGUGGUGAAAAUGCAUUUGAGUUUAGAGGUGAAGAAGUUGUUGGGUGUGCGGUAAAUCCAGGUGGGCACGGUAAAGUUGAAGGAGAAACAUUUGGUAGCAUAGAUGUGCCUGUGUUAAAUGGCAGGCAACAGAAUGGGGACACAGGAUCAAGUAGCAAGAUGAUUGUUGUAGGUGAUGAAGAGGGAAUGGAACGAUUAUUAGAUGGAGGAGUUGCCACCAGUGAAGAUGCAAAAGCUGUAGCCUUCGGGCCAGUUGCUAAAGGAGGUAGGCCUAAUGGUUCCAAAAAUAAAGAUAAACAGAUUCACACCACUUUGAAUGGACAAACUGUUGGUGCAAAUGAUGAAGCAGGAACAAAUGGGACGAGUAGUGUCACAGUUUUAGGGUCUGUCUCUGAGGCUGUUGAUGAAGGUGCAGUCCUCAAUGAGAUUGUAAGGCCAAUGAAGAGUGGUCAACCAAAGGAUUCAACUGGGGUGAGUAGUGUCACAGUUUUAGAGUCUGUCUCUAAGGCAGGUGAUGAAGGUGCUGGCCUGGGUGAGUUUAUGAGGCCAAAGAAGCGUGGUCGACCAAUGGGUAAUAGGAUGACUAAUGCCACAUUUUUAGAGUCUGAAAGAUCUUUUAAGGAAGAUAAGGCUGGUGAUGAAGGUGCUGGCCUAGGUGAGAUUGUGAGGCCAAGGAAGCGUGGUCGACCAAAAGGUUUGAAUAUGAUGAAUAAUGUCACAGGUUUAGAGCCUGAAAGGUCAGUGUUUUCUGUUGAGGAAGGUAAGGCUGGUGAUGAAGGUGCGGGUUGGGGUGAGAUUGUGAGGACAAAGAAAUGUGGUCGACCAAAGGUUUCAUGUUGGAUGGGUAAUGUCUCAGUUUUAAAGUCUGAAAGACCAUUGUUUUCUGGCGAGGAAGAUAACACUGGUGAAGAAGGCGCAGACGGUGAGAUUGUGAGGCCAAAAAAGCGUGGUCGACCAAAGGGUUCAAAUAAGACAAGUACUACCACAGUUUUAGAGUCUGAAAGGCCAUUGUUUUCUGGUGAGGAAGAUAAGGCUGGUGAUGAAGAUGCAGACCUGGGUGUGAUUGAGAGGAUAAAGAAGCGUGGUCGACCAAAAGGUUCCGGGAAUAAAAAGAAUACUUUUCAUGUAAGUAAUAAACUUUACGUAAAGAUUGCAGGACUCAAGAAGCUUGGUCAACCAAAAGGUUCAAAAGGAAGAAAGAAGAUUGUGGUUUUGGUUGGUAAUAAAUUUGUUGGUGAGAUUGCAGUACUUCAGAAGCGUGGCAGGCCAAAGGGUUCAAAAAAUAAAAUAAAAAAUGUUGUUGGUAAUGAAGCUGCUGGUGCCGGUGAAAUUGCAGUCCCCAAGAAGCUUGGUCGACCAAAAGGUUCAAAAGGAAGAAAGAAUAAUGUUGUGUUGGUUUGUGAGAUUGCAGGACCUAAGAAGUGUGGCAGGCCAAAGGGUUCAAAAAAUAAAAUGAAGAAUGUUGUUGAGGUUGGUAAUGAAGUUGCUGGUCGUGGUGAUAUUGCAGGACCUAAGAAACGUGGUCGACCACCAAAAGGUUCAAAAAAAAUACAGAAGAUUGGUGAGGUUAAUAAUGAAGUUGCUGGUGCUGGCGAGAUCACACGACUGAAGAAACGUGGUAGACCAAAAGGUUCAACAAAGAAAUGGUGCACUGUUGUGUGUGCUUCUAGUAAGGAAGUGGCAGGUGAGAUUGCAAGAUAUAAAAAUAUGCCUGGAGAAGCUAGAAACCAUUUUGACAAGGGGGCAAAAAAGCGUGGCAGGCCUAAGGGCUCUAAUAGAAAGGAAAAGGAGUUUUCUUACCAUUUUAAUUCACAGAUUAAAAGGCAUGGUCUUGUAGAUGAGAAAGAAGGAAGAACUUCUACUGAAUUUGCCUCCAUAAAUGAUAUUGAUCAAAAGAAAAGAAAUUAUAACCAACAAAGAAGUUUUAGAAUUACAAGACAAAGUAUUAGCCAAAGCCAAUCAAGAGGUCUAAAAGAACAGACACCAGCUGCCAAUGCUAUAGCAGAUGAGAAUGAGCCAAAUGGUUUAACACACAGGCCCCCUACAAAUGUGAGAGGACAACCCUUAAAAAAACAGAAAAGUACUCGUUUCAGCGAAGUUUUGAGUAGGAUUAUGCCACAGAAGCAUGUACAGGAGGAAUGCAUUUCAAUGCUAGAAGAUCAAGUGAAUGAGGUAAAGAAGUCAGGUUUUCUCCUUGAAAGCUCAGAGGAUCCUGGAAAUGAAAAGAUAAAAAGAGCAGGACUGACUUGUAAAACCAGCAAUGAUCAGAGAAGGUCCAGUGAAAGACUGAAAGCAUUGGUAAUCGAUGAAAAGAAUUUUCAGGAUGUUGGAGGGGAAGAAUCUAUAUACCAUGGAUUGGAAUCUUCAGCUUUGAAGGGUGAUACUGGAAUGAAAAAGGACGCAAGGACUUUAAGGUGCCACCAGUGCUGGCAAAAAAGUAGGAAUGGUAUUGUCAUUUGUACCAAGUGCAAGAGAAAGCGAUAUUGUUAUGAGUGCAUAACAAAAUGGUACCCAGAUAAAACUAGAGAGGAGAUGGAAACAGCUUGUCCCUUUUGUCUUGGUAAUUGCAACUGCCGAUUGUGCUUGAAGGAGGAUAUAUCAGUAGUGACUGGGACUGGUGAAGCAGAUACAGAAGUCAAAUUACAAAAGUUGUUUUACUUGCUUGACAAAAUUCUGCCUUUACUCCAAAAUAUCCAAUUGGAGCAGAGAUCAGAAUUGGAAGUAGAAGCUAGCAUGCAUGGUUCGCAACUGCUGGAAGAAGAAGUUGUGCGUUCACUAAUUGAUGAUAAUGAGCGUGUUUAUUGUGACAACUGCAAUACAUCAAUCGUCAAUUUCCACAGAAGUUGUCCCAAUCCUGAUUGUCAGUAUGAUCUUUGUCUCGCUUGUUGCAUGGAAACAAGAAUUGGACUUCAAUGUGAAGAAAUUCCUGCAAGUGGCAAUGAAGGAGCAGAUGAUACACCACCUGUAACUUCUGCUUGGAGAGCAGAGAUAAAUGGUGGGAUUCCUUGCCCUCCAAAAGCAAGGGGAGUGUGUGGUACUACUAUUCUUUCACUAAAGCGCCUUUUUGAAGCUAAUUGGGUUGAGAAAUUGAUCAAGAAUGUGGAGGAACUUACUAUCAAAUAUCAACCACCUAAUAUUGAUCUAUCUCUUGGAUGUUCUAUGUGCCAGAGUUUUGAGGAAGAUGCAGUACAGAAUUUUGUAAGGAAGGCGGCUUCCAGGGAAAUCAGUUAUGGUAACUUUUUGUAUUGCCCAGAUGCUGUCAAAAUGGGAGACACGGAAUUUGAGCAUUUUCAAAGACACUGGAUCAGAGGUGAACCUGUUAUAGUUAGGAAUGUUUUUGAAAAGGGUAGCGGCCUUAGCUGGAAUCCAAUGGUGAUGUGGAGGGCUUUUAGGGGGGCAAAGAAGAUAUUGAAAGAGGAGGCAGCUACUUUUAAAGCCAUUGACUGCUUGGAUUGGUGUGAGGUUGAAAUUAACAUCUUUCGGUUCUUCAAAGGCUACUUGGAAGGUCGAAGGUACAGGAAUGGAUGGCCAGAGAUGCUGAAGCUAAAGGACUGGCCACCAUCAAAUUCUUUUGAAGAUUGUUUGCCAAGGCAUGGUGCUGAGUUUGUAGCUAUGCUUCCUUUAAGUGAUUAUACCCAUCCCAAAUCUGGUGUUUUAAAUCUUGCCACAAAGCUUCCUGCUGUUUUGAAGCCAGAUUUGGGCCCAAAAACAUACAUUGCUUAUGGAUCUUUUGAAGAACUAAGUAGAGGUGAUUCUGUGACAAAACUACAUUGUGACAUUUCUGAUGCGGUCAAUAUUCUGACACAUACAGCUGAAGUAAAGAUGCAACCAUGGCAACCUAGAAUCAUAAAGAAAUUACAGAAAAAGUAUGAAGCUGAAGAUAUGCGAGAACUCUAUGGCAAGUACAACAGGGCAAUUGGUUCACGUGGAAGAAAACGCAAAAUGUGCUGCAGUAUUACCAGGAAUCAUAAAAUUCCGGAAACAGAAGAUGCUACUGGGAGACACUCUUCCUUACUUGGAAGUCAAAGAAAAGAAGAGGAACAAAACGAACAGCAGAGUGGACCCCUAAAAAUGGGACUGUCAAUAUCUGAUAAGGAAGCUUGUGUUCAAGGAUUCUCAGAAUCUACGAAAAAUAAAUUAAGCUUAAAUGCUUGUGAGCAGGAAGUCCUCAAUUUGAAUUCAAGGCUUCCACACUUUGAUCUCAAUAAUCAUGAUUCCAGUUGCAUGUUUCCGGGAAAAGAUGGUAAACAGUUGUGCUCAUCAUCAGCUGAAGGAGUUUCUUUAUCAGAACAUAUGCAGUUUAAGACAUGCACAAGUGAUGAUUGUGAAAAAGGACGAAUGUCUGAUACAUGUUCUGUAUUUGUUGAUUUGAACCUCCCCACUCCACAAGUUAGGGUAAAUGAGGAGCCGCAGAGAAAUUACAUCGAACAAUCUGAAACCAAAAGCGUUCAUUUUGAGGAGUUACCCUCCUAUUCUGGGAAGAAUGUUUCUGAUUUACUCUUCCCUCAGAAGCAGUAUUCUCACCACUAUUUUUCUGUUUGUGGAAAUGGGGCUGACAAUACUAGCAAUGUGCAAGAUGAGACAGAUACAGGUGGUGACUUCUCUCAUGUUGAAUAUAAUGGACAAGAUCCUGAUAAUGAUAUUGGAGGAUAUCCAAACAUUAGUGAAAUCCGUCAGCCUUGUACUGUAACAGAAGAUACCAAAUUUUCCAAUAGAUUGAAUUCUUUAGUCAUGCCAGGUUCUGACAUCAAUGUUGACAAAAUAAAGUCAGUUAAAAAUGACACAAGUAAUAAUUUUUGUCAAAAUGAUGAUCAUUUGGAGACUCAAUAUGGGAGUGCUGUGUGGGACAUAUUCCGGAGGCAGGAUGUACCCAAGCUAACCGAGUACCUAAAGAAACACCACAGAGAAUUUCGCCACAUAAAUAAUCUUCCAGUAAACUCAGUGAUUCACCCCAUUCAUGAUCAGAUCCUUUACUUAAAUGAGAAGCAUAAAAAGCAAUUAAAGCAGGAGUUUGGUGUUGAACCUUGGACGUUUGAGCAACACCUUGGGGAGGCUGUUUUCAUACCAGCAGGAUGCCCCCAUCAAGUGAGAAAUAGGAAGUCUUGCAUAAAAGUGGCUCUGGACUUUGUUUCACCUGAGAAUGUUCAAGAAUGCAUUCGAUUGACAGAAGAAUUUCGGUUACUUCCCAAAGGCCAUAGAUCUAAGGAAGAUAAAUUGGAGAUAAAGAAGAUGGCACUAUAUGCUGCUGAUGUUGCAAUAACCGAAGCCACUAAACUGAUGAGAGGAAAAUGAUUUGUCAGAUGAAGCCAAAGAAGAACCCCAGUAUCACCUUUUUGAUAAAUGACUCAACAAAAGUAACUUCGCCUUUUUAGUUUAAUUUUCUGACUUCCAAGUGUUUACAAAGGAUAGCAUAAGCCUCUAUAUGUUCUGCUUUACUCUGUAUCCUAGGCAGCUCAGUCGAAGUUCAAUUUGAAUGUUGGUUGUUGCACUAACUGAACAUUUGUAUUGAAGGGUGAGUGCCACAAUGGAAAACACUAAAUAGUUGCUAUAACAUUUGACAUAAUGAAUUGGCACUUAUUUUGACUCA
Cajanus cajan (pigeon pea) is the source of this 6457-nucleotide messenger RNA. RefSeq lists its product as uncharacterized. The record is from RefSeq and is a predicted model, not a curated record. Lineage: Eukaryota; Viridiplantae; Streptophyta; Magnoliopsida; Fabales; Fabaceae. Gene Ontology annotation, biological process: regulation of transcription by RNA polymerase II. Gene Ontology annotation, cellular component: histone deacetylase complex; chromatin. Gene Ontology annotation, molecular function: histone H3K9 demethylase activity; transcription coregulator activity; chromatin DNA binding.